This is a messenger RNA of Fusarium poae, 1017 nucleotides long. RefSeq lists its product as uncharacterized. The transcript has 6 exons. The record is from RefSeq and is a predicted model, not a curated record. Lineage: Eukaryota; Fungi; Ascomycota; Sordariomycetes; Hypocreales; Nectriaceae. Bases 1 to 1017 code for a protein of 338 amino acids.
AUGGCUCCAGGCGCUUCAGACCUCCUUAUCAUGGAAUGGACUCUCAUUUCCUUGUCGACGUUAGUCAUUGCCGCCCGUAUCUGGCUACGAUUAGGCCUUCAAAAACAGCGUCUGCUUGGAAGUGAUGUGUGGAUGACGAGUGCGUGGGCGAUGGGUAUCAUCACUGCCUCGUUUUGCAUCACCUAUGUCCAUAUGGGUGUCAUGGAAGAUGGCAUAGAUCCGGGUUUGGAGGCGUUUAAGGCAUCAGAAGAAAGAAAGGAGUUGAUUCGCAAGAUACUCUGGAUAAGCACUCUUCCUUUUGUGUCGUCGUAUUAUCUGUGCAAAGCUGCUCUGCUUUGUGUCUAUCAUCAGGUAAUUCCAAGGUUUAUGACGAAGCGAAGGACUUUUCUCUGGGCGACUGUGGGUUACGUUACAGCCUCAUACGUUGUCACCCUUAUUCUUUUGUUCACGAUAUGCACUCCUGUCAGCCGUUGGUGGACAUCUGAUGCUGACCGCCGAUGCGAAAGAGAUCCAGUCCUGGGAGCUUUUAGAGCCAUUUGGGCCCUCAACUUCUCCAGCGAUGUUUUCAUAUUUGUGCUCCCUUGGCUAAUUGUCCCUGAUCUCAUGAUCAAGGGAUGGCUUCGCGUUGGAGUGUAUUUUACCUUCCUCUUGGGCCUGAUCAACAUGACUCUAAGCAUUGUCCGCUACACCAAAGUCUACGCUGGUGGUGAAGUAUCAUUAGUCACGUUGCACUUUUGGAAUUCGCUUGAUUUGUACAUUGGUCUUGUCAUCGCCUGCCUACCUGCGUUGAGGCCCUACUUCAAGUACGCAGCCGAUUCACGCGCUUUCAGCUAUAUGAAAAGCAAAACAGGUACUCGCGGAGGUAGUCAGUACACAGGGAAUGCUACCACUGCGUCGUCUCAUGCUGUCAAGCUUUCGCAAGUUCAUCAGCCCAAGGGAUCUUUUGACGUAUCGACAGAUCGUGUGUCGCAAUUAUCCUUAGUCCAUACAAGGCCUGAGGAUGAAGAGAGAUACUAG